Molecule: messenger RNA, 1286 nt
Organism: Pieris brassicae (large cabbage white)
Lineage: Eukaryota; Metazoa; Arthropoda; Insecta; Lepidoptera; Pieridae
Exons: 3
Coding region: 206-652 (148 amino acids)
Biological process (GO): regulation of synaptic transmission, cholinergic; sleep; positive regulation of voltage-gated potassium channel activity
Source: RefSeq, a predicted model, not a curated record
UUUUGGGAUCUGGAAGCACUGCUUGGGCCUUGAUUCAAAACAAUUGACUAUUAACAUUAAGUUCGUGUUUAAUAAUUAAAUUCUACAAGAGCAGCCAAACAAUUUCAAAUUUUUUAAACGUUAAGUGAAAUUCCUUUAUUUGUGAUCGAUUUCAGUUGACCAAAAACAAUUUAUUACAUCAUUAAGUAUAAUCGAAGAAUACUGAAUGAUGUUAAAAAGCACAAUAUUAACUAUCAUCGUGUGCAGUUUACCUGCAGCAGUUUUAUGCGUAAGAUGUUAUCAGUGUGCUUCUUCCCAAAACCUUAAGGAAGAUACUUGUGGGGCUUAUAAAAAGUUUGAUACUGAUAGCCACAUAGCUGUGGAAUGCAACAGUGAUGAAUCUCACAUGCCUGGCUCGUUUUGUAUGAAACGAACUCACCAAGGCCCGAAAGGGUUCAUUUGGGAUGGUAGAUGGAGACAGGUGAUACGCCGGUGUGCUUCAGUUGCUGAGACCGGAGUAACUGGUGUAUGUAACUGGGGUGUAUAUGAUAAUGGAGUUUAUUGGGAAGACUGCUAUUGCUCAUCUGAUGAAUGUAAUGGAACAAGUGGUAUUACGUCAUCUUUGUUACCUGUGAUUUCAUUAAUAAUUUGCAUAUUGAUCUACUUUUCUUGAUCAAUAAAUUUAGUUUUAAUAACAUAAAUGAGUGCUAUUAAAGCAGUUAGUUUUGGAAGAUGUUUACUUGAUUAUAGGUGUUUUUUUUUAUUAAUGAGAAUCUCAAAUAAUUGAGAACCUUUUUAUUUAAGUUAGACUAAAUAUUUACAUUACCACUACUUAUUUCGUCCAAUAAUUAUAAGAGUAAUUAUUAUGUAUAUGUACAUAAUUAAUAAGACCAUUAUGUUUUUUUCUAAUAUUUCUAGGAAUGUUUAAGAGUUUGGUACAAAUUCCGUCCGAUUACUGCCUUUGUAUAUUACAAUGUAAUAUUUAGUUUUAGUUGCACCCAAGUUGUGCAGACUGAUUAUUGUGCCUGUUGUUGAAUAGCAAUCCAAUAGCUGACAAUCUUUCAACCUACAAUGUUUUGCUUAUAAUCAAACUGUAGACCUCUACUAUGUGGACUGUUUGUUACCAACUAGGCCAUGAAGGUAACAGACACAUUAGCAAAUAAUAAUAAACACUUUCAUUAUUAUUAUACACAAUAUGGAACACAUAUAUAUAUAUAUAUAAGUUAUUACACUUGCAUUGUUAACAAUAACUGUUUUAAAUCAACAACCGUUUUUGUAAUUUUUAUAAAGUGAUUAUAUAAUAAAUG